Messenger RNA from Carcharodon carcharias (great white shark), 2330 nucleotides. Its product is annotated as ETS domain-containing protein Elk-1-like. Gene Ontology annotation, biological process: regulation of transcription by RNA polymerase II; cell differentiation. Gene Ontology annotation, molecular function: sequence-specific DNA binding; DNA-binding transcription factor activity, RNA polymerase II-specific. The transcript is spliced from 6 exons. The record is from RefSeq and is a predicted model, not a curated record. NCBI's taxonomy places the organism in Eukaryota, Metazoa, Chordata, Chondrichthyes, Lamniformes, Lamnidae. Bases 60 to 1253 code for a protein of 397 amino acids. Gene Ontology annotation, cellular component: nucleus.
GAAAGUAGCCAAGAAGGGAUUGAAGUGAUUAUGGACAUCUGUCCUGGGUGGCGAGGCGUAUGAUGGAGAUGGGACUGCCAGGAAGAAGUGGAAGAGGAAGGCCCAAGACCAGGUGCUCAGCGAUGGACAACUCGAUAACCUUGUGGCAGUUUCUGCGGCAGCUCUUGGACGAGAACAAAAGCGACCUCAUUUGCUGGACUUCGAAAGACGGAGAGUUCAAACUACGUAAUGCAGAGGAGGUGGCGCGGCUGUGGGGCAUGCGCAAGAAUAAAACCAACAUGAACUACGAUAAGCUGAGCCGGGCGCUAAGAUAUUACUACGACAAGAACAUCAUCAAGAAAGUGAACGGGCAGAAGUUUGUUUAUAAGUUUGUGUCCAUGCCGGACAGCCAAGCGAUGGAGUCGGAGAAGUACGAAGCUGCAGAAGGCGAGUGGGCGAUGAGCAGGCCGAAGGAUGAAGGCCUCUCUCUGCAGAGACAGCUGAAGCCCACCACCAGGAUCUCGUCCCGGAACGAGUACAUGCGCUCCGGCCUGUACUCGACCUUCACCAUCCAGUCGCUGCAGAGCAGCAACCAUCGGCCCCGGGGGGCCAGCGACUCUCCCCCGCGCGCCGUGGAGGUGCCAUGCCUGGAGGGGAAAGCCCGGGGGCUGGAGAGGCUUCCCGAGGAGCCUGAGGUUAAACGCCGGGAGGAGGAGGAGGAGGAGCAAGUCGGUGGUGAUGUUCCCAUGGAAACGUGCGGCGGGACCCUCCACCAGGGAGACUUCAAGGUGAAGAUGAAGGCCGUUGAAGAGUUUGAAUGCGUCAUCCUCGAUGCCAAACCUGCCGAUGAUGAUUCACCUCAGGCGCCGAGUCCCAGUCAGGAGAGAUUAGAAAACAAUAGCAGCCUUCAACCACUGAAACCCAAGAAGCCAAAGGACCUGGAGCUGCCGGCCACACUACUGAUUGCCCGAAAUAGUCCCCCUCCAGAUAAAAGUAACCCUGGCGUUCUGAACACGGUGGUUUUUCCUGCCUCCAGUGCUGUCACCCCUACACUGAUUACCCAGCACGUUCAGACUCCAAUUAUACUGACACCAAAUACUUUGCCGUCUGCCAUUCACUUCUGGAGCACACUUAGCCCGAUAGCCCCAAUGAGCCCUGCCAAACUCUCGUUCCAGUUUCCUUCAGUGGGGAACACACAGAUCCACAUCCCUGUUGCUUCCAUGGAUGGAUUAUCAACACCGGUGCUUUCAUCAAUGGCACUGCAGAAACCAUGAAUCCAGCUCUGGGACGCCGACGAGAUACUUACAGCCGUAAACCGCAGGCCAGACUGGACGCAUUCGAAUCAAAUCGGUCCUGGAGGGGUGAUGGAGCGGUGGGGAUGGAUUGAACGGACUCGACCUUCCAGACCCCAGUUCCUUUCCAGCACAAAUCUCUUCUCUCAGGAACCGACCUUUCGAGAGCUGUGACCCGUCUGUCAUCAAGAGAUGCUGUCAGUGCAAGGCGAGCUGGCCGGGGUUUGGGGUACAUGCUGGGCAGCUAAUCCUCUAUUAGUCUUGCAACGGACCUAAAGCCCUGUGCCGCAUGUCUAAUUCGUUCAUGCCCCACCCCCACCCCCUCCACUAAUAUUAGUACUACUGUUAUGCCAAUGAUCGUGCGCUGCCAAAGCGCUUUACAGAGUGAGCGUGAUAUUUGAUUCUCAGCUGGCACAAAUGUCCCUGUGUCUGUCCCUGUGUCGGACCCUGUACAAAAUGCACUCUAAAUUGGGCAACUCUACGCUACCGUAAUGUUGGAGCUGGCACUUUAAGGUGAAUGGCUGAUGGACGGGGGGAGGGGAGGGGGGGGUUGAAUUCAAGCUCCCGACAUCUCCGACGACCACAAGGAGUAUGCAGCUCCCACCUUGUAUGUGCGCCGUGCACAUGUACAUACGACCUGUGUGACGCAUAUGUGUGUGGAUAGAGGCCUCUCUGGGAGCUCUUACACAGUUGUCCCAGGGUGGUGUAUGCACAUCCUCUGAUAACAUCCAUUCCAAAAGAUUCUGCACCACUCGGGGAGGGAACGCCAAUCUAGAAAAUCAGACAUGAACUCAAAAGGGAGGUGGGGGGGUGGGGUGCAAUAAAAUAAAAACAUUUCUUUACCCAUACCGAGGUUAGAAUGUUGAAUUAGCUGUCAGACUGUGCUUGAUGCAGGGUGAAACUUAGUGAAAAAGUGAAUCGGGAAGAUGCUUGUAAAGAAGAAAUAUUGAUGUCGUGACAGGUGAGCAGGACAGUGAGACUAGACCAGUUGGAGGAAGGAGACCGGUGUAGACUUAAGGUAAAAGCAAGAUACUGCAGGUGCUGGAAAUCGGAAACAAA